AUGGGCACAACAUCUUUGCCCGCCAGCAGCGAGGAGCUGGAGGAUGAGGAAGAGGAAUCGCCAUUGCAUUCUACCUACUAUCAAGGCGGCAUGGGACUCUAUAAUCAGCAGCGUGGCGGAGCAGCAGCAGCAGCAGCAGGAGGAGCAGGUGGUGGCAUCUCACUACUUAAUGGCGCCGCUGGCUCUAGCAUUGGCAGUGGCAGUGGCAUCCACCAUGGAGCAGCUGGUGGCAGCGGUUCACAGAGUUACGCUCAUGUUGUCAAUGGCAGUGUGAAUCUUUUGCUUGGCGGGUCGAUGCUGUGUCUAGUGACAACAAUUUUGUGUGUAGUUUGCUAUUGUUGUCAUCGCAAUAUCAAAAAACGUACUGAGGCUGCCUACAGACAGCAACAACAUCAAUGGCUGGAAAACGAUCCCAACAUGGAAAUUUAUAGCGUAGAACAGUGCUAUGAGACAUCUGGCCUAUUUCUGGGCGACUCAACGGACGGAUUGUCCGCUCUGCCGGCGCUGCAUCAUGAGCCGCCGCCUUCAUACGAUGCUGUUGUGUUGCAUGAACAGCAGUUGCUGCAGCAGCAGCAACAACAACUGGAGGAGCAGCAAUUGCAGCUGCAGCAACAGCAAUUGCUGUUGCAACGUGUCUCCCCGCCGCCUGGCUAUCGAUCCACGCUCGAUAUCAGCUGUCUGCAGCAAGUGACGUCUGCUGUGGCAAGUGCCGGUGGCAGCGUGGAUGCAAUUGCUGGCAGCAGCUGUGGCAGCAACAGUGCAGCUGUCGGCGAUGCCUUGGCGAACAAGCAAUUGCGUCGCACGCUGAAUGCCCAAUCCUGUUGCUCGCUGCAACGUGCCGAGGUGGAGAGCAUGUGGAAUGCGGCGGCAGCAGCUGUUGUGGCAAGGAAUCACAAUGGCAAUGGCCAGGAAUUGGAGAUGUAUAUGGCAUCAUCAGCAUCGCCGCCAUUGCCGUUGCAGGCAUUGCAGGCACGCAAGAAUGCACAGGCGGCAAUGAGAUUGAACAGCUUUGGUCGACGCUAUUUGCAACAGAGUCAGCAGCACAUGCAACAACACAGUCACUACAGACGCGGCUGUCCGCUGUGUGGCAAGUUUCGCUAUGCGGCCGAGGACGAAAUGUUGGCGGCAUCCGUUGAAAGCGGCCUGGAACAGUGUGAUGACAACGACAAUGUGGCAAGUGGGGCAAGUGUUGAAGAGCAGCUGCAACAACAACAGCAACUGGUCUUAACAGCUGCUUGUCCAAAUGGCAAUCAAAUUGAUGCUGAAGCUGAUGCAGCAAAUGGAAAUGUGGUGGACAUCAUCACAACUGAAGCUAUAGCUAUCGAUGCUCCCAAUGCUGACAUAGACGAAAAUGACAAUAGCAGUGAGAUGUCAACUGCCAUAUCAGGUGCGGCAGCUGUGGCAGCUGAGGCAACAACAGUCGCCACCACCCUGGAUAUUAACAACAUCAAUGAGAAUGGCAUCAUCAGUCUGGACAUGAGCAAAAUCAUUGACAUUUCGGGACUGCCCACAUAUGAGGGAGCCCUGAAACUCGAAUCCAGUGGAUAUGUCUGAUAACUCACAAUUGCAAAUGUCAAAUGUCAAACAUUUCAAAUGUAUGAUUAGUUCAAAAUAUCUACCAAAUGAUAAAUCUAUCACGAAUGUGCUUUAUUUUAUAAAAACAAAUUAAAACAAACAUUUAAACAGUUGUUGUUGAUGCAGUUUUAGGCAUUUCCCCAUUUGUUAAUUAAAUCUCAAUUGCCUGAACUACGAGGGUGGGCUGAUAAGUCAUUGGCCUAGCUUCGCAAAUGCUUCUUAUUUUAAUGAAUACUUUAUUCUCUAUGUUCUUUAUGCUUAAGAAUGUUCAAGGACCUCAAAAUAGGAGUUUUUCAUUAAAAACUCUU
Messenger RNA from Drosophila innubila, 1883 nucleotides. RefSeq lists its product as uncharacterized. Gene Ontology annotation, molecular function: transcription cis-regulatory region binding. The coding region runs from base 1 to 1554 and encodes 517 amino acids. The transcript has 3 exons. NCBI's taxonomy places the organism in Eukaryota, Metazoa, Arthropoda, Insecta, Diptera, Drosophilidae. Gene Ontology annotation, cellular component: nucleus. Gene Ontology annotation, biological process: regulation of transcription by RNA polymerase II. The record is from RefSeq and is a predicted model, not a curated record.